AUGAAAUUUUCACUCUGCAUUGGACGUCCUCGUCAGCUCAAAAUAUUUAGACUCGCAUUAAUAAAACUGGGAAAAGCUUUUGACCACAUGCUAAAAGACAAGGAAAGGUUUGGCCUCCGUCAGAAUAGCGGAACUGUUAAAAUUACCAAUUACAAAAUACCAUGCGCUGUGUUCGAGAAUCGAACUGGCAAUCGAUGUCAGUGGCACGGGUCGCCUCACGGAUGGUUUCUGUGCUGGGUGCAGGGCUCGGACAGCACGAGCCCGGUGCGGCAGGCGCCGUCGCCGCCGGGCUGCCCCGGCUCGGGGUCGGGCGCGGGCUCCCCGCUGCAGGUGACGCCGGUGCUGCUGGAGGCGCAGGUCGCCAGGCUGGCAGAGGCCGCCGACGCGCUGGUGCGCAGCCUGCCGCACCUCGAGCCGCGCCACCACAACCCCAAGAAGAAGGUCUGCAAGGACCUCGAGCAUGUGCUCAGCAUGGCGGAGGAUGACCCAAGGAGGAUGGAAGAGAUCAGGAAAUACGCAGCCAUAUAUGGCCGCUUUGACUGCAAGCGCAAGCCUGAGAAGCCUCUAACACUACAUGAGGUGUCAGUGAAUGAGGCAGCAGCACAGAUCUGCAGGUACAUGCCAGCACUGCUCACCAGGAGGGAUGAGCUGUUCCCUCUGGCACGACAAGUUGUACGUGACUCUGGCUACCACUACAGCAAGGGUCACUCCAACCUGUCUGCUUGUUUGCGUCCACAUUCUGGUAGAACCAGCAAUGGGGAUGAGAACCACAGCAGCAAGAGACCUCGUUUAUCACCUUCACCUGCAGAUCUCUCUGACCAUGAUUCACAGGGCAGGCUUCGACGACAGGAGAGGUUGGAGCAAAUAGCAGAUGAAUUAAGAAGUUUGGCAGAGCGUUCAGAAGAACUUGUUGCUGCUGCACAGCAAGUGCGUGAUACAGGAUCAGAAGAUCAUGUUGCUUUGCGCUCACUGCAGCAACAACUAGAAUUAGUACAGAGCAGACAAACCCAGUUAUUAGCUGAGCAGGGGGAGCUCAGUGCACGGCUUCAACACAACACAUUCAGGUCUUUUAGAUCAAGAAGUGGGAAAGGAUCAUCCUGUUUUGAUUCUGAACGUCCUGACACUGAUGACACCGAUUCUCAGUUUUCCUUCAGCAAUGUUAGUUCGCCAUCACAAGAGGUGAGUGACUCCAGAGACUCAUCCGUUCGUGAAAUUGAAGGAACAGGAGGAACAGAAAUUAAAACAGAAAAGAAUCCAUGUAAGAUUUCCAAGCAGAUGGUAAAUGAAACAUUAAUGGAUGAGGGUUUGCGAGUUGUCAAGGAGAUGGUUGCUAAUCAAAAUAAGGAAAGUGUAAAUACACAGUCAACCAAUUUUGAAGAUCCUUAUCAGGAAAGCAAAGUGCAAGUGAUAGCAUCCAGUGGAGGAAAUAUAAUAGCAGUUGCGAACCCUGCACUUUCCAUGUCUCCAGCCAUUGCUGCUGAUGCCGCUGAGGGGGCAUUACUUCGUGGACCACUCAUCCCUUUGCUAACACAAGAACAUCAAUCUGCAAUAUCAACUGUAACACCGGAAAAAAUCACAUGAUGUGUGUGCCCUGUGUCAUUUUCUAUAGAUCUCAAAGUCUUAUAGUGAAUGUAUAAUGUCACUAUUGUACUUCAGUAAUAUUGUAUAAAAGAGGACUUGUUAUUGAAAAAUAUCUUCUAUGUGCUAUAAAAACAUUUUGAAGUGUUUUAAUGAAAAUGGUGCUUUCAUUACUAAAUAUGGUGGCUUCAUCUGUUCCUGGAAUCUUUGCUUGAUGAAAAUUUAUGAAGAUGUAUGUUAAAAUAGUCAAUCCCAACAACAAAUACACUGACUUUGAUCAUAAGAUUAAUUCACGAACUGCUCAAAUGCUUUCUUCUUGUACUGUUUGCUGAUAAAACAGAAUAAUAUGGUUCCUGUUUACCAUGUGUUCAUAAAACAAAGUAGACUAUACUGGCCCUGUCUGAAGAAUAUUCAUGUUGAAAUUGACUGUUCUCAAAAGGUUCACACGUUUUUGUAAUAGUAACUGUUUAGUAGUAUUGUGUUCAAUCAUUUUGAUGUAAGUGCAGUUUUUACUUUUUUCCAUGUAUUCAUUUUGUUAAUAACUGUGUUGGUUAUGUGAACAAUUUUAAGAACCAUCAGUGCAUUGUUCACUGGCCAGAAAAACCAGUUUUGUGUGCUGGCAGUUAUAAACACAACCACUGCAAACAUACAAUCCAAAACUAAUUCAUAUUUAUUCUUUUUUAUAAUGAACGCAAACAGGACAUGAAACUGUAUAUCAGUAAC
Messenger RNA from Schistocerca americana (American grasshopper), 2301 nucleotides. RefSeq names its product NGFI-A-binding protein homolog. The record is from RefSeq and is a predicted model, not a curated record. Bases 1 to 1581 code for a protein of 526 amino acids. Gene Ontology annotation, cellular component: nucleus. NCBI's taxonomy places the organism in Eukaryota, Metazoa, Arthropoda, Insecta, Orthoptera, Acrididae. The transcript is spliced from 11 exons. Gene Ontology annotation, biological process: negative regulation of DNA-templated transcription. Gene Ontology annotation, molecular function: transcription coregulator activity; transcription factor binding.